UUGCACGGAUUCAAGUCUAUUCAAUGCUGAAUAGCUUAAGGCAAGGAGCAGAUGACUGUGCCCUAAAUGCCUCAAACAAAGAAUACCUUCAAAAGAGCUUGUUCUCUUCGCUUCGCCAACGCCUACAAAUAGUUACAAAUGUAAUUGCUGCACCAACCUCCUCCAAAUAAAUCUUUUAUAGAACCAGACAUUCUUAUAGAUGGCCAGAAACUAGCAAAUGUUAAAAAAAUUGUCUAUCUGGGAAGCACCAUAUCAGCCAUUGCCAACCUAGAUGUUGAGGUAGACUUCCAAGUUGCACGUGCCAGUGCUGCUUUGGGCAGACUUCAAAGACAAGUGUGUCAGCAGAGAGAACUCAGCAAAUACACAAAUCUGAAAGUCUACAGUGCCCGCCGACCUCCUCGUGGUGGAGUAAGUUCAUCCCUUUGCUCUCGGGCUAUUUUGAAAAGGGCUAAAAUUGCGGGAGCCUCAACUUUACUAGCAGACUCUCACGCUCUUUUGGUGCAGAGCUCUGCUGGUGAGGUUAGGGGAAAAUGCGGAGCUCUGACUGACAUACCUCCUGCACGCUCGUCUGGUGUAAAGACUGUGCCUGUUUGGAGUUUAUAGCUUUUGCUGAAUUGAUCAGCCGCCGCCCUGGAGAAUAGUGAAGGAUCAAGCCAUUAAAAUUUGCGGGCUCUAAACUGGUGGUUAAAAAAAGGUCUCCUGCCUCACUCGUUUUCGUGGAUUAAACCCUGCCUAUUCGAGUGAGUGGCUGUAUCAACCGGAUUUUGAUCGUUUUAUAGUCCAAUUCUAAUUUUUUACUGUUUUCCUUGCUCGCUCUAUAGGACAACCCAAAUAUCCUCCGCCUGGAGGAAUCCAUACUUAUAUCGAAAAUAAAUACAAAGAAAACCGGAUCUGAGCAGACCCAAACAGGCUCCGCUAGCCAGGUAAAGGGCGUUAGGCCUGGCAUCGGAAAAUGGGCUACUAAUCGCCUUGCUACGUUGGUACAGAUGAGAACGAGCCACGUUGUGAAAAAAAGAUCUACCGUUCUUCCCAACACACAAACCCUGAGAACAUCCUUUUCCUCCAAAACGAGCACAACAACAAUAACAAAAAAACAACAACACAAGUCUCAGGAAAAAAUUAACCCAACAUCUCAUACUGUGAAAAAAUGCCACUCAGGCAAAUUUAGCUGGAAGGAUAGCAACAUGAUCCUCAAAUUUCUAAAUCUUUCAAAGUCUUCAAUGUUACGUCCAAGGACUUAUUCCAAAGACGCUUGAAAUAACUAAUCUGUAGUGAUGGGAACUAAACUAAUUAUUUUUAGUUAAACUAAAACUAAGUUUGAACUAAAAAAAAGUAAUUAAACUUUUAGUUAAUCACAAAUUGAAAACAUUAGUUAAACUAAACUAAGAAACUUUAGUUAAACUUUUACUAACUAUUUUGACCUUUUUUAAGGACGAAACAGCCAAACAUGAAAAAUAUAAAGCACAACCAAUCUCUUUAGCAAAAUGUAAUAAACAUUUAUUUGUGCACAUGAAAAAAGAUUUUAAUGUCUUUAUGGGAUAGAUGUAGAUCUUAAUAGAAUCACUAGAAUGAUACUAUUAUAGAAAGAAAUUAGAAGUAAUUGUCCAAGUUCUAAUAUAAGUUACCUUUAGAAGUAAUGAUAAAACUGCAUGUUGACUAACUAACUCUAGAUUCUAGGAUAUUCUGGAUCUAAUAUCUUCUACAAAUGAAAUGAUCAGAAAUAUAAUCUGGAUCUAGAAUUAGAUAUAGCUACUAGACCUAGAUCAAAUAAUUAAUAGUUUAAUCUAAAAAUAAUCUAAGAAAUACUAGUUACUACUACUACUACUAGAUCUAAAAUCUAGAGAGUCUAGUAGAUACCUUAGUAACUCUAGAUCUAGAGAUUUUAGAUUAUUAUAAUUAUGAUUAUAACUAGAUCUAGAUAUGGGUAUUUAUCUAAUAGAUCUAGUAGAUAUAAGUAUUGUCAGAGUUGCUAGACUAAGUGGAAAAGAUCUACAUUUAGGUAGAUAUUUGGUUUUAAAAUAUUUUAUAUAGAAUCAAUAUUUAUAUAAUUAUAUAUUUGCAAUGUUAAGACUAACUAAACUUUUAGAUCAAUAUUUAGUUUUUAAUGUUUAGAAAAAGAAAAAAAAAUGUGUAUAAUGUUUAUGUUGAUGGAAUGUACAAUUUCAAAAAAAAAAAAAAACACCAAACACAACAUUUCAGACUGCCUUAAUUACAUCGAUGAUCAAUAUAAGAUGAAUGAAUUCAAAGAACAAUUUAACAACUGUGACAUGUCAUGUUCAGUCUGAUGGAAUUGAGGAUCAAAUUAUUGGUUAUCAUGAAACUCAGGAAUUAGAAGUUGGAGAGGCCGAUCUACACAAAUGUUUCAUUGCCUGUAAGAAAAAUCCAGGUCACAGACAGUUUAUACCUGUUGAUACAUUUUCCUUAGAUCAUCUACCCAAAGAUCUGCAAGACAAUAUUUUAUAUGAAUACAUCAAAGCUGUUGCUGAUCUGACAGUCCGAGUAAGUGUUAAAUUGUCUAGCCCAGGGAGACCAAUGUUUUGGCCAAAGACAAAUCAACCAUAUCCAUUUUAUAACAUGAUUGACUCAACAAAUGUUAGGACAGGAAGUGGAAGUGUGUGGAAAAUUUACAAAUUUCAAGAUGGAGUCUUACAAGAUGGUGCCAGACAAGAGAAAGGUAUUGGAAAACGUGAAUACACACAUUGUUGGUGUAGAAAAUGUCAAGAUUCAGACUCACCGAGCCAAGUGUGGUGGGAGUUUUAUGUGUAUACAGCCACGCAUGUUGUUUUCGAUGACAUUGAGGCUAAUAACACGACUUUGAGAUUGUUCUAUGAUAGAGAAGAUAGCCCAGUGGUUAGUGUUGAUAAUGUCAUGGUUGAAGAUGUAAGCGUUGAGGAUGACUUGUGUAGGUUGAACUGUGUGUCAUGUGACAAAUAUUUAGGGGAUAAACUUACGAAAAUAUCACAAGUGUAUUUUGAUGUCUGGGAGAAAGUGACUAAUAAAUACUUUGGCUCAAGAGAUAAAUACAAGAUAAACUUUAUAGUGUCACAUCCUCAUGGAUGUUCCAAACAGGUCAGUGUAGGUCAAUGGAAGGAAAAACACAAAGUGGGAGAUAGAAUUAAAUUUUCCUAUACAACUUGUACAUGUCCAGGAAGUAGUGGAGCCUUUGUACAGUGUGUAGGAUAUAGUGACAAGCUAUGGUCUGAUCUUGUUCACAGUGGAAGUUUAAGACAAGACUUAAAUUACAGUGGCGCUGGUUUUGUUUUUUGAGAUGUUUUUAUCGUGAGUUUAAAAAGAUGACAUACAGUAUGAACAACAUAUUGUAACGAACGUCACUAUUAAGACUCUUUGCAAACCGCACCACUAGACACUACCAACUUAAAGCUGUUGUCAACUCUGGGCUUCCAAAUAACUUGAAGCUUUAAUGUCAAAUAGAUCACAGCUGAGACUGAACAAUUGCAAAUGAACAUUCAAACGCUGUACUGUUGACAAUAGUACCGGUGUAUCAAGCUGUACUGACCUCUCCGUCUCAUUCCGGACUUGUACAGGAUUCUCUGCUUCUGACUUUUCACUGGGCUACUGGAGUCACUGUACCGUACUGAGACUGGGUCUUGACUUGUGACUUCCUCUCGUACUUGUGAAGAUGUGAAUCAAUUUAAAGACAAGUAAAUCUACACCAUCGCUUUUUAUAUAGGGCCCAUAGCACUAAGCACAAAUUCUACAAAGACAGUCAUUGCAAAUAAUAACAGCAUACAAAUAGUAUACCACAAAAGUCAGAAUGGGAACAUCGCUGCAACUUUCUAGUGAUUCUUGACUAUAACCUGGCUUGAGUACUGUUAUCAACACGUGAGGUAGGCCACGUCGUCACUCGUCAUGUGUUGACCUCUCGUUUUGGCCUGUGUAAUGUGUGUCAGCUGACUACAUAUACUGAUCCCAAUCCAUGUUCCCACCAGAGUUAUAACAAAAAAUAAAUAUUCUCAGCAUGAAACUGAGAAAUAAAAUGUCAUUUUGUCAUUCAUAAAGCUUAUAUCAAGUCACUCUGUUAAUCAGACUUGUACCAAUAUUGUACACAUCAUUUCUACCACUUCUCAAUCUAGAAUCAAGUUGAGACUUUGCAGUUAUUUAUUUUCAAAGACAGUACAUGAAUACUAAAAAGUUAAUUUAUUGUUUUUAUUUAAUAUUUAGUUUUAUAUAAAAUUAUAAUAUUAAUAUGAAGUAUCGAGCACCAUAGUAGAAAUUGUGAGAGUCAUUUCCUAUAAAGGUUUUUUUUUUUAAAUAUUUUUUUUUGCAUUCUGAAUUUUCUAGUUUUUAUUUAAUUUAUAAUUAUCAUACACGUUUUGUUAAAUACUUUUAAAUUAUUUUAGUAACAUGUAUCAAAU
Messenger RNA from Biomphalaria glabrata, 4376 nucleotides. RefSeq lists its product as uncharacterized. Bases 2236 to 3267 code for a protein of 343 amino acids. The transcript has 2 exons. Lineage: Eukaryota; Metazoa; Mollusca; Gastropoda; Planorbidae. The record is from RefSeq and is a predicted model, not a curated record.